Filobasidium floriforme is the source of this 2175-nucleotide messenger RNA. RefSeq lists its product as uncharacterized. NCBI's taxonomy places the organism in Eukaryota, Fungi, Basidiomycota, Tremellomycetes, Filobasidiales, Filobasidiaceae. The record is from RefSeq and is a predicted model, not a curated record. The transcript has 12 exons. Bases 1 to 2175 code for a protein of 724 amino acids.
AUGUCUUCGCCCCCAUCAUCAUCCCCGCUAUCGCCGGCUCAAAUCCUUCAAAGACAGGGUGCAAGCCCUACUACGCCCACGCCAUCCGGUUCACGAGCGGGCGACGGUACCGUCAACCCCAACAACCUCCAUCUCCGUUCGUCGCCUAGGACGGAAGGGAACGGGACAGAUGGGAUCGAUCCUAACCUCGACCGUCCAGUUGACGGCCUUGACGAUAUGUUGAGAGGUGCACUCGAUGUCAACGAAAGUCGCAAGCGAAAACGGGAAGGGCUUGGCCUACUCGAAGAUGAACGCCCUCCGAAACUUCCUCGGAUCACCAAAGAUCUUGGAGACUCGCUUACUCCCGGUGUCGAAGAUAUUCAACCCCGAAAUAUGUUCAAGCACAUCGAAGAGUUAGUGAGCCGACUACAGGCCCGAUUGGAGGAGGUUAGCCGCCUCCGGACCCAGUUUGUCGCCCCGUCCUCCGCCAAAACGAUCAAGGAGAUGCAGGUCCUGCUCGACAGACAGGCCCCCUAUCUGGAUGAAAUCGAGGCUGUAUUGGGGGAGAUUCUGGUCGGAUUAGCGCCGAUCUUAACCGUGGCCGACGUCGCCAACACCGCUCGCAAGAACUGCAACCACGCCCUCAAACACCUUCAGGCAUUGGAGGCCGAACGGGAGAUCAUGAGGAAGGAGAUAUCGGCCGUCAAAGAGACCGCCAACUCCGCCAAAGACACCGCCAGUACGGCACUUAUCGGGCGAGGAAAGACCCUGACUUUGGCCAAAUUGAUGGACGAAAUCAAGAAGAACCCCGACCUCCAGCUUGCCAUUGCUUCCUGCAGCAACGGUAACAGGAACCAACAGGCUCCUAACACCCCUGUAGCGAGCGGUUCGGGGACCUCCAACUUGCCCGCCACUCCGACAGGAACGGUCGUGAUCCCUUCGACUCCGACGAAAGAGGGGCGUGCGACUGACGUAAAGGCUUUGCAGGCAUGGGCUCACUACUACGUGAAGAAGGCCAUCGGGAUGAAUUGUCGAUACGGCUUGGCGAAGACGUCGAAGGUCGGAUAUCUCCCCGAAGGCCAGUGGCCUCAACCCCUUGAAAACGGCGAAAAAAUGCUCGAAAUCGAGCUCGGCAAUGGCGAGAAAGAGCUCGUGUGGAGACCGGACUGGAAGAAGACGAAGGAGCCAGAGUGGGAGCCGUUUAUCGUUCAGGUAUCGAACCAGAUCCGCAACACCUGGAACCCCAGAAAGGACGGCGAGAUCCCCCUCGAAUGCGAUAUUCAAGCGACUAUCACCCAGUAUACGGUCAAGCGUGAGGCCCACCAAGAGCAGAGUAUCAUGAACGGCGGCCCUCCCCUGUACGCCUGGCAGAAUCGAAGGAAGACCCAAUCGAUUCUCAAAGAUCGGGCUGCAAACUUCCUGAAAUCGGCCCCCGGUCUGGCCAACAAAUACAAGGUAUUCGAGCGAUUGACGGUCGAUACCCUAUUUGCGCCGACACUCUGGCCGGUCGAUGACCCCUUCAACCGUCUGUGUUCGGUCCUGGAACAAACUGGCCCCAAUGAGCCUGAUAUCGAGACCUCCGGGUGGUACAUCUUCCGCCGAUACGUUCACAAUGGAGCCAACGACGAGGUGAUCCAAAACGCGGUCGAAGUCACGUACCCGUAUUGGCUCUCUGACGAGGCUAUUGAGGUUUCCGCUUACCUUGACGAGCUCGCCGCCGACGCCAACGCACAUCAGAUGAUGUACCAAAGGAGGUGGCUAGCCCCCAGGCGCUAUUGGCCUCGUAUCGUACCAAAAAUCAAGGAUCUUCGGGCCCCCUUGGAGACCGAUCGAUCCCGACCUGACCCCAACCCCGAACUCAAGGGUGCCAUCGUUUAUCGGUCGAUGAUUCAUCCGCAGGUUCGGGCUGAUUGGGAGGCAAAUUCGCCGGAAAUCUGGGCUCUAACCUACCCGGAUCCCCCUGCUGAGACGCCCGCCGGUGUUAUCGAGAAGACGUGGCAGCAGCUCACCGUUGGGGAUGAAGCGGCCAAUUCGGUGAAGUCGAUCUUCAACAAAUCGGCUCGAAUGCGGACCUGUCCGAAGGCCGAUAUCACCUCGAUCGAAGGGCUCCGUACUCUUGCUAUCCAGUAUGCCACUGCUGAUCAACAGGUCCAGCCGGGUUUCGAGCAGCCGGGCGGUGUACAAUUGGGCGCCUAA